Molecule: messenger RNA, 791 nt
Organism: Suncus etruscus (white-toothed pygmy shrew)
Lineage: Eukaryota; Metazoa; Chordata; Mammalia; Eulipotyphla; Soricidae
Gene: APOD
Product: apolipoprotein D
Exons: 4
Coding region: 19-588 (189 amino acids)
Biological process (GO): brain development; lipid transport; tissue regeneration
Molecular function (GO): cholesterol binding
Source: RefSeq, a predicted model, not a curated record
UUCAUCUACGGCUCCAAGAUGGCAUUAGCGCUGCUGUUGCUUCUCACACUGGUGGGCCUCUUCCAAGCCUCAGAAGCUCAAGCAUUUCACCUGGGGCAAUGCCCGAUUCCCCCUGUGCAGGAGGAUUUUGACAUAAAUAAGUAUCUUGGAAGAUGGUAUGAAAUUGAGAAGAUUCCCACAAGCUUUGAGAAGGGAAGUUGCAUCCAGGCCAACUACUCACUAAUGGAAAACGGAAACAUCAAAGUGAUAAACCAAGAGAUGAGACCUGAUGGAUCCAUGAAUCAAAUUGAAGGAGAAGCCACACAGAGCAACAUUACGGAGGCUGCCAAGCUGGGAGUGAAGUUUUUCUGGUUGAUGCCAUGGGCUCCAUACUGGGUCCUGUCCACCGACUAUGAGAACUACGCCCUUGUGUAUUCUUGUACCACCAUUGUCUGGCUGUUUCAUGUGGAUUAUGUUUGGAUCUUGGGAAGAAACCCAUACCUCCCUCCAGAAACAAUUACGUAUCUCAAAGAUAUCCUGACCGCUAAUAACAUUGACAUUGAAAAAAUGACCACCACAGAUCAGGCCAACUGCCCUGAGUUCCUGUAGUCAUUCACUCCCUCUAAUUUCUUACACCCCACAGCACCCUUACACUUCUGCCAAUCCCUGGUCCUGGUCCCCUUGGAAAAGCAUAGCAAAUACAGAAGGAAAUGUUGAUAGUGAGAGGCAGUGGAAAGGAGUUCGCUCAAACGCUUAGCCACAUACUUCAUGGUUCCUUAUAAGCCUAAUAAUAAACAUGCUGGUCACCUGCA